AUGGCGCUGAUCAAGUUCGCGCCGUUUGGCGCCACGAUCCACCCGUCGUUCUGGCAGCAGCUGUCGAGCUACAAGAUCGACCGCCUCCAGCUGAGUGAGGAGCCUGUCGACGUGCGCGCUACCUACGCGGCAGGCAGGAGCAUCCUCGACCGGCAGACGGGCCAGGAGGUCCACCUCGGCUGCAGCAUCAACGUCGACGGCUCGAGCUUCCUCGGCGUCGGCAACGAGCAGGGUCCCGACGCUCCGUCGACGGCCAGCCACGCCGUCGCCGUCCGAGGCCGCCUCAAGAACUUCAACACCAUCGAAGAGUUCAAAAAGGCCGAUAAGCAGGCUGCAUUCGACGAGGCGCUGCAGGAUAUCUGGCAGUCGAUCCUCCAUGCCGAUGAUCCUACGGACAAGCUCUCGAGCUUUCUCGUGCUGACCUUUGCGGACCUGAAAAAGUACCGAUUCUUCUACUGGUUCGCCUUCCCAGCGCUGACCGCCAAGCCCUCUUGGGAGCUCGUGGGCGAGCCAGGAGGGGCAGAGGCAGGACAGGCAGGCCAGGCGGGCCAAGGAGGCUGGCGGUCGGUCGCGGACGUGCUCGGUGGCCGGGGUGCACAGUCGCUGGCGUCCCAGCUGGCUUCUCGGCACGACGCGGGCGAGCGAUGCGACUUCUUCCUCGUCAAGCGCGCGUCUUCAAGCUCGGCGGAUGCCGUCGAGGUGGCCGGCGUCAAGCACUUCGACGCCUUCUUUGCCGGCGUCGAUGAAGGCGAGCGUAUCGUCGGCCUCCUCGACCCCUCGUCCAACAUCGACGCGCCUGGCUGGCCGCUGCGCAACCUGCUGGUCAUGCUGCACGCGCGGUACGGCGUUUCAAGGAUCAAGGUGGUGCGGUGGAAGGAUGCCAUCUCGGCGGCGAUCCCCGCGGGAGGAGGUGCGACUCUGGGCGGAGGCUCGGGAGCGGCGAGGCUCAGCCUGAUCGGCGACGUAGUGCUGCCCAAGCUACCGGAGAGCGUCGACGGCAGCGCAGGCAGAGUCGUCCUCGACGGCGGCCGGACGCUCGCGCUGGCAUCCCAGCCGGACCGGCCCGAUGCGCCGGCGGGCGUGGGCUGGGAGCGCAACGCGCAGGGCAAGCUGGGGCCCAAGGUGGCCGAUCUGGGACCGCUGAUGGACCCGGCGCGGCUGGCCGACCAGGCGGUGGACCUCAACCUCAAGCUGAUGCGGUGGCGCAUCAUGCCCGACAUCAAGCUCGAGCGGAUCCAGCAGACGAGGUGCCUGCUGCUGGGCGCGGGCACGCUGGGUUGCUACGUGGCUCGCACGCUGCUCGGGUGGGGCGUGCGCCACAUCACGUUUGUCGACUCGUCGCGCGUGUCGUUUUCGAACCCGGUGCGCCAGCCGCUGUUCGACUUCCAGGACUGCCUCGACGGCGGCAAGCCAAAGGCGCAGUGUGCCGCCGACAAGCUCAAGCAGAUCUACCCUGGCGUGACCUCGGAGGGCCACACGCUCAACAUCCCGAUGCCAGGGCAUCCCGUAGCGCCGGGCUCGGUCGAGCAGGUGAGGCGGGACGUGGCGCAGCUCGAGUCGCUCAUCGACGGGCACGAUGUCGUCUACCUGCUCAUGGACUCGCGCGAGAGCCGCUGGCUGCCGACGGUGCUGGGCGCGGCCAAGUCGAAGCUCGUCGUCAACGCCGCGUUGGGCUUCGACACGUACCUCGUCAUGCGCCACGGUGCGCCGCCCGCGUCGCCGUCGCCGUCGGCGGCCAAUGACCGGGGAGACGAGAUGAGCAAGCCGCCGUCGCACCGGCGCCUGGGGUGCUACUUUUGCAACGACGUCGUGGCGCCCACCGACUCGCUGACGGACCGGACGCUGGACCAGAUGUGCACCGUCACGCGGCCGGGGCUGGCGGCGAUUGCGGGCGCGAGUGCCGUCGAGCUGAUGGUGUCGACGCUGCAGCACGAGCGGGGCAUGCGUGCGCCUGCGGCCUCGUCGUCGUCGUCGUCGUCGCCGUCGAGCAGCGGGUCGGGCGCCGCGGCGGAUGCCGGGCAGGAUGACACGUCGACGGUGCUGGGCGUGGUGCCGCACCAGAUCCGGGGCUUCCUGGCUAAGUUCAACAACCUGCUCAUCGUCGGCCAGGCCUACGACCGGUGCACGGGCUGCAGCGCCGCGGUCGUCGACGCCUACCGCCGCGACGGGUUCGACAUGCUCCUGCGUGCGUUCAACGAGGACCAGUUCCUCGAACGCCUCACUGGCCUCGAUAAGAUGUACGCCGAGGCCGACGAGAUCGAGGCUGCCCUCGACUGGGAGGAGGACGACGAGGAGGAGGAGGGCCAAGAGGCCAUGUAG
Molecule: messenger RNA, 2319 nt
Organism: Pseudozyma flocculosa PF-1
Lineage: Eukaryota; Fungi; Basidiomycota; Ustilaginomycetes; Ustilaginales; Ustilaginaceae
Exons: 2
Coding region: 1-2319 (772 amino acids)
Biological process (GO): cellular response to nitrogen starvation; autophagosome assembly; piecemeal microautophagy of the nucleus
Cellular component (GO): cytoplasm; phagophore assembly site
Molecular function (GO): Atg12 activating enzyme activity; Atg8 activating enzyme activity
Source: RefSeq, a predicted model, not a curated record